AUGUCCUUGCCUAUAUAUCAUCAUCGUACAUUGGUUAACAGAAAUGCUCCCUAUAUGUGUCCUGCUGAAUGUGGAAGGUCAUUUGCAACAGCUCAUGCUGUUAACACGCAUCUUGGCUCUGCAAAAAAAUGCCUGUGGUACCGCAAAGGAAAGUUACAAUCACUCGCUAUCCCGCAGCCACAAGAAGAUAAUGGAGAAGAAGCUAGUGGAUUAGACAUGUUAAUAGAUGAUGAGCAUAUGGAGGAGACAAUUGGUGAAGUAAUACAGGAGUUGCAAGAGGAUCUUUUUUCAUUCAUUCCAAUUGCACAUUCUAAUAUUAUUGAUGAUGGUGAGAACACAGCAGGCCCAUCCCUUCAUCAGAACUCAAUAGUCCUGGAUGACAAUGAGGAUGAACGUAUAGAGGUGGAACAUCCCACAGCUGGCAAGGUCAUAAGCAUGGACAAGACUUUACAUCAGAGGUGGAGAAGAGAAUUCAUUGCAGCAGGUGGGGAUGGCAAAGACGUAGAAAUGGGUGAAGCUUCAGACCCCAAGUUCUUCCUCUUUGCCUCGGAGAUGGAUUGGAGAGUAGCAUGUUGGGCAAUUCAAGAUGGUAUAGGGCACCAGUCUUUUAAUUGGCUGUUAAGUAUCCCAGGUGUCAGGGAGAAGCUGGGGCUUUCUUACCAUAAUAUACAUGGAUUACACAAAAUUGUUGACUACAGCAUACCGUCUAGGGCUGAAUGGAAAUCAACUAUGAUAUCUUUUCCUGAUACUCCGAAUGAUACAUACCUUGUCCAGUAUAGAAAUGUACUUUCAGCCAUCAGGACUCUCCUUGGGAACCCUGCACAUGCCAAACAUAUAGUCUAUUGCCCAAAAAAGAUUUUCACCAAUGCAAGGAAAGAAUCAAGGAUUUAUCAUGAAAUGUGGACGGGAAAAUGGUGGCAUGCUAUUCAGGCUCGUCUACCAUCUGGGCAGCCUUGGCUCCUGUUAUUAUUGCAAUGGACAAAACCCAGCUCACACAAUUCUCUAAUUCUAAAUCAGCCUACCCUGUCUAUCUCACACUUGGCAACAUACCCAGAGCUAUACGUCGUAAGCCAAGCCAACAUGCUUGCAUACUUAUAG
Messenger RNA from Serpula lacrymans var. lacrymans S7.9, 1098 nucleotides. RefSeq lists its product as uncharacterized. The transcript is spliced from 3 exons. The record is from RefSeq and is a predicted model, not a curated record. Bases 1 to 1098 code for a protein of 365 amino acids. Lineage: Eukaryota; Fungi; Basidiomycota; Agaricomycetes; Boletales; Serpulaceae.